GCAUUUGAGCGUUUAACCGCCGGCAGGCGAGAGUGUUCUUGUAUUAUUUAUUUAUUUAUUGUCGAAGACUUUUAUUAUUUUCAAGAUGUUGUGCCUGUGCCUCUAUGUGCCUGUCCAUAUCGAUCAAGUCGAGGUGGAGUAUUUUGAAUCGAAUGGAUUACCGUCCGAGCUCAAGUCGCUCAAGUCCCUCAGUGUCCUUCUGCCGUCGCAGGAAUUUUCUACAUACCGAAAAUGGAGGAAGAAAACCAUGAAGACUGAAGUGAAAGAGCAUGAUGGAGAACUGGAUUUUGAAGAGUUUGUGCACUACCUCCAAGACCACGAGAAAGACCUGAAGCUUGUCUUCAGAAGCCUGGAUAGAAAGAUUGCUGGUCAAGUGAACGCCAACGACAUUGUGAACUCCCUGCGAGAUCUUGGCGUCCAUAUUUCCCUGCAACAAGCGGAAAGAGUUCUUCAAAGCAUGGACAAAAACGGCACAAUGACUAUUGACUGGAAUGAAUGGAAGAAGUAUCCCACAUUGCAGCCUGCCGAAAACAUUCCCGAAAUCAUCCUGUACUGGAAACACUCAACCAUCUUCGAUGUGGGUGAGAACAUGAUGGUCCCAGAUGAGUUUACCUCAGAGGAGCACAUGACAGGGAUGUGGUGGAGACACCUGGUUGCUGGUGGAGGAGCUGGAGCCGUUUCCCGAACUUGCACUGCCCCGCUCGACCGUCUCAAAGUCCUCAUGCAGGUGCAUGGAUCUCAUGGAAACAAGAUGUGUAUUGUGAGUGGUCUCGCACAGAUGAUCAAAGAAGGAGGGAUGCGUUCGUUAUGGAGAGGCAACGGCAUCAACGUCAUCAAAAUCGCGCCCGAGUCAGCCCUUAAAUUCAUGGCUUAUGAGCAGAUUAAACGGCUGAUGGGAAGCAGUCAGGAAACUCUGGGGAUCACGGAGCGUUUUGUAGCAGGUUCCCUGGCAGGAGUCAUUGCCCAGAGCGCCAUUUACCCCAUGGAGGUUCUCAAAACCCGUCUGGCAUUGAGAAAGACAGGCCAGUACAACGGCAUCUCAGACUGUGCCAAACAGAUCCUGAAGGGUGAAGGAGUGUCCGCGUUCUACAAAGGCUACGUCCCCAACAUGCUGGGCAUCAUCCCGUACGCUGGCAUCGACCUGGCAGUCUAUGAGACAUUAAAGAACUCGUGGCUUCAGCGCUACGGGACAGAUAAUGCGGAUCCGGGUGUGUUUGUGCUGCUAGCCUGCGGUACAGUUUCCAGCACGUGCGGUCAACUCGCAAGCUACCCGCUAGCUCUCGUACGAACACGCAUGCAGGCACAAGCUACGAUUGAAGGCGCAUCCCAAGUCUCAAUGACGGGACUCUUUAAGCAGAUCGUGAAGACCGAGGGCCCCACGGGUCUCUAUCGGGGUCUGACCCCAAACUUCCUGAAGGUCAUCCCGGCCGUCAGCAUCAGCUACGUCGUGUACGAGCACAUCAAGUCGACGUUAGGCGUGCAGUCAAGAUAAAGCCUUGACGAACGGACAUGAGGCAUAAAUCUCGAGGUUUUGCACCUUGAGGUGUGGAGGCCAUCUCAUUCUGUGAAUGCGAGCGAGGACGACAACGCCGUUAACAUCUCAUUAUUUAUUUAGCGCUCUAGACUGGUAAAAAAGAAGUUUGAAAGCUGAAAUCAGGGACCAACAUUUAUCGAUUUCAUGUGACUGUCGUGUUUUGUCAUGUAUGUGUAAAGUGCCACUGCGAGAAGAAAUCAAAUGCUGUUAUGAUCUAGUCGGGCAAUGCAACUGAAUCAACACUACAGACUACUGUGAAAUGCCUUAUUGCCCGUUUCUUACUAAUGCUGCUUUAUAUUGACUAAAGUAAUGUAUUUAUACAUCUUUAUAACCAGAUAUUUAUUUCUGUUGUGGCAUCUUAGAGUUUAAUGAAUGUGUUGCACAGAGUUUCAGAAGCCAGUGUUUUUCAGUAGUUUAACUUCUGUCUAAUUUAAUGUUAAUUGUGGUUAUUUUAAAUCGGCACACCGAUGUUCUUAGCUUUGCCAUCAUGUCUGGUUGAUUUGAAAACGAAUGCACUUUAAAUGCUUUAGUCAAUUAUGAAUGCAAUGCAGUUAGCGUAAAUGUUGUCAGAGCGUGUGAGUUUUGUAAUGGGGACCAUAUGUUCGAGUAAUAAAUGCACAUGAUAUGCUUACUUGCAGUAUUGGGGGUUUGGAGUACACUAAUUGCAACUUAUAAAUGCACAGGUUUGUUUGAGACUGUUUUGAUGUGAUUUGUGAAAAGCCUCUGGAGCACUGGGAAACUGCUUUAAGAUGGAUGUUCUUGGAAGUUAAUGAUUUGAAGUAUGAUUCAUUGUAACAGCAUUUCAGUCAAAGUGGCUCUUAUUUUAGUUUGGUUUUAGAUCAUUUUUUAAAAAAAAAAAAAAAUCUUUAAAUGUAAUUUAUUUUUUCAAUAAAAACCUAAUAUUCAAAG
Labeo rohita (rohu) is the source of this 2443-nucleotide messenger RNA. RefSeq names its product solute carrier family 25 member 25a (gene slc25a25a). Gene Ontology annotation, biological process: transmembrane transport. Gene Ontology annotation, cellular component: mitochondrial inner membrane. Gene Ontology annotation, molecular function: calcium ion binding; ATP transmembrane transporter activity. Lineage: Eukaryota; Metazoa; Chordata; Actinopteri; Cypriniformes; Cyprinidae. The record is from RefSeq and is a predicted model, not a curated record.